UCAGAAUUUAGCUGUCGUGUCCGUGGGUUGAAAGGUGACUACGGCUCACAGCAAUGCCCAAAAAGGGUGAAGAUAGUUAAAAUACAAAUAGCUAAAGUGAACGGUUCCACGUCUGUUUUUCAGCUGCUAGCUGCUCUUUCUGGCUGUCUGUGUAGUUACUGUACAGCCCAGAAUGGUGUUAAGAGUAAGUGGCAGGAGGAGCGUUGUGUGGGGCUGGCUACUCCUGGUCUCCUGCUUUCUGCUGUCUGUCUGUUCACAUGAGCAGGCAGCCCAAGAACACCCACCGGAGAUUCACCAUCCAAACAUGCACCUGGACAAGAACAUGGUCCAUGACAGAGAACACAUCAUGGAGCAUCUGGAAGGUGUGAUUGACAAGCCUGAGUCAGAUAUGUUGCCACAGGAGCUGCAGUUGCACUACUUUAAGAUGCAUGACUAUGAUGGCAACAACUUACUGGAUGGGCUGGAGUUGGCCACAGCCAUCACUCAUGUACACAAAGAGGAAAGAGGAGAGGAAAGCCAGCCUAUGAAAGAGGAAGACCUCAUAAGCCUUAUAGAUGACGUUCUAAGGGACGAUGACAAAAACAACGAUGGGUACAUAGACUACGCCGAGUUUGCCAAGUCCCUGGAGUAGAGGAGAGACGCUGCCUAACUGCUGAGACCUCUCUCAGUGCACUGCACAUAACCACGCCACUUUCCAUCUCAAAGCAAAAUCUCUUGUUUAUUUACCUGAGCCAGUGUACAUGUCUCACGCUCUCUGUGGUGCUAAUCACUAUCCUUUAUCCAUCCAGACAGCAUACCAGGGGUGGACAAACUUUUUGGCUCGAGGUCCACAUCGGGAGUUUGAAAUUCAAUGGAGGGCUGCACAGAUUUUUUUGGGGACUGAUUUUCGGGCUAGCAAAAGGGCAGUAAUUUAGAAAUUAUAAUGGCCCUAUAUAUUUUCAUCUCAUUUUAACCCAAAAUACCCCCCCUUGAAAUCACCCCUGAGAUAGAUACAACUGAACUCGGAAGUUUACAUACACCUUAGCCAAAUACAUUUAAACUCAGUUUUUCACAAUUCCUGACAUUUAAUCCUAGUAGAAAUUAUCUGUUUUAGGUCAGUUAUGAUCACCACUUUAUUUUAAGAAUAUGAAAUGUCAGAAUA
This is a messenger RNA of Oncorhynchus mykiss (rainbow trout), 1141 nucleotides long. Its product is annotated as multiple coagulation factor deficiency protein 2 homolog. The record is from RefSeq and is a predicted model, not a curated record. Lineage: Eukaryota; Metazoa; Chordata; Actinopteri; Salmoniformes; Salmonidae. Gene Ontology annotation, molecular function: calcium ion binding.